Cuscuta epithymum is the source of this 619-nucleotide messenger RNA. The record is from the annotation of a GenBank genome assembly. NCBI's taxonomy places the organism in Eukaryota, Viridiplantae, Streptophyta, Magnoliopsida, Solanales, Convolvulaceae.
CUUGAAGAUAACCUGCACAAAGAAAACAAUAUCCAUCCCCCACGGACCGAAGUCGGAGGAACGAACAGCCCAAAUUCAAGCUAUCCCCGUUGAAGAACGUUGGUUUGCAAACCUGGUCGCUGAAUCUUCAGGCUCGUCUGUAGUCUCCCUUGACGACUCAGAUCAGGAAUCAGACACUUCGAAAACUGGUGCUGGUGAGACUGCAGACAUCUAUAUCCCAAUGCAGGUCGUCUUUCCGGUGGGUGAUAAUCCUCAGAUGGUUCCCAAGAAGUGUCCCCUUCCAGCUACUGCUGCCGCAUCUUCGUCUAGCUCUCGUCUGGUUCCCUCUGCUCAUGAACUGCUUGCCCUAGCUUCCCGGAAGAAAAGAGCCUCACCCAGAUUAGCUUCUACUCCCUUGAAGAUUCCUACUGUUGCUGCGCCCAGCGAGACCAAACCCAACAUUCCUCGGCCCCAUGAAGCUAAGGCUGCUCCGGGUUCCAAGUUACUGGAUGUAACUCUAUCACUGUCCUCUGACUUUUGUAGUCUGCAAGAUGUGUCUUUGAUGAGGAGUGAAGUGCACAAGCUCCUGCUACCUUCCUCUUUAGAUGUCUUCAAGUGUUUGCCCCCGGCUGGAGUAUCA